CACAAGUUGCUGUAGUUUCAGGUCAGCUGAGCUGUUGUAGAGCUAGGCUUGAAGAACUAUGGAAGGGCCACUGCCUAGAAGAGCGACAAUAGGCAGCACCAUUGACACCAUAGAUGUGUGAAUGAUACCAGAAAUCGAUUGCAAGACGCGCGGGCCCACUUUAGGUAGAGGGCCCCGCACUUGAGGGCCUCGGCAUGAGUUUGAACGCUUCCAUGCAGUCCACGGAGGAGGGUAGCGGCCUUGGCGCUGGCCUGGAGGCUGAUGAUUUUCACCGACGCGCUCAGGCGAUGCUGCAGGAAAUCCGGUCGGUGCUAGCGGGUACAGGCAGCACCGGCGGCAGCUCCACCAGCGGCGGCAGCGGCGGUGGCACCGCCGACGCCAGCGCAGCCGCUGUUUCAGGCGCACGCAGCAACCAGGCGCCUGCACCAGUGGGCGGCUCCCAAGGCAGCACAGGUGGCGCACCCGCACCCGCCAGCGCCGGCGUCACCAAUGCUGUGGCGGCGGCGGCGGCGUCGCCGGCAAAGGCAAAGGCGGCCAUGCGCCGCUCACCGGCGCCAUCGCUGCCGCCGCCGCCGUCGCAGCGCGGCAAAGCAUCGCUGAGGGCGUCGCCGGCGGGGACGCCGAAGAAGCCGCCGCCGCCGCCGCCGUCACUGCCGUCGCCGGCGGCGGUACCGCUGGCGGCAGGGCCCGGCGCGGCGCUGGCGACCGUGGCGGCGGCGGCGGCGUUCGCCUCCGCCGCUGCUGCCGCCGCGGCCCCCACUCCCAGAAGAGGCAGCAGCAGCGGCAACGGUGGCGGCGGCGGCGGCAACGGCGGCGGGGGUGGUGGCGGGGGUGGUGCGAAUGGCGUGGAGGUGAGGGCGGUCGCGGCUGAUUGCGAUGACGGGGAAGACGACACCGCGGCGCGGCGGGGGGUGGGCGCUGCGGCUGGUGCCCACACGCACACCGACACUCCCAACCGCGGCAGUAGCAGGCAGCGGUAUACGGCAGUAGCAGGCUGUGACGCGGGAGCAGGAGGUAGAGGAGGGGUGGAGGCCGACUCGGCAGUUGCAGCGGGCGGCCCGGCCGCUCGGUCACGGCAGCGGCUGUUUGCGGAAGCCGCGCCGGCGGGGCCGGCAGUAGCGGCUCCGUCGCCAGCAGCUGCGACCUCACACCCCCUGCAACAGCCGCCAUCCCCACAGCUACAGCUAGAGCAGCAGCGGCAGCAGCAGCAACCUCGGCUGCUGCCGGUGCGGCCUCAUGAGUUCCUCGGCGCCGCCACCGCUGCCGCCGCGGUGGCGCUUCUGCAGGCCGCCGCUGCCGCCGAGGGCGGCGGCGGCGGCGACCCUUCGUCUCCUGGUCUGUUGGACUCCCUGUCGGAUUCGUACGGCAGCCCGGAUCUGUACGAUCUCAGUCCGGACCAGCCGCGGCGGGCGGCGGCGGCGGCGGCGGCGCUGCGUGGCAGCACCCCCCUGCGCCGCCUGUGCGCGCUGCUGUCGCCUGCGGGAACACACGCCGGCGGCGCCGCCGCGGCGGCGGCGGCGGCCGCUGUGGCGCGAGAGGCGGCCGCGGCGCGAGAGGCCGCGGCUCGGGAGGCGGCGGCUCGGGAGGCGGCGGCGGCCGCUGCGGGUGCGGCGCGGGCGCGGGCGGAUGCGGCGGCGCGGGCGCGGGAGGCUCUGCAGGCGCUCCUCACCGGCGAUACCGCCGCCGCCGCCGCAAUGGCCUCCCAGGCGGCGGCGCUGACGGCGGCGGCGGACGCGGCGCGGCCCGCCAGCAUGGACGCCGGCGGCAGCAGCGGCAGUAGCGGCGGCAGUAGCGGCGGCGAGCCCGGCUCGCUGCAAGGCCAGCAGCGGGGGCGGGGGCGGGAGCGGGGUACACACGGCGGCGCUACUGCCUCGAGCACCGGCGACGGCAGCGCAGGCACCGGGGCGGCAGUAGCAGUAGCAGGCGCCGGGGCAGGGGCAGCAGCAGUAGCAGUAGCAGGGGCAGCAGCAGUAGCAGCAGCAUCAGGGGGCGUGGAGCCGGAGGUGUCUUGGUGCAGCAGUAGCAGCAGCCGGAGCCGCGGCGCCACCGCCGCCGCCUCGCCCGCCGCCGCCGCGUCAAGGGCCACGUCACCGCCUGACGCGGCCACGCCCACCUCCUCCGCCACUGCCAAUGGCGACACGGGUAACACUGGCGGCGGCGGCGGCGGCAUGCCGGAGCCGCCGCCGGCGGGGCCGCUGUCAACGCCAACACGUGCCAGGGGCUCUGUAGCGGCCGCCGCCGCCGCCGCACCGCUGCCGCCACCUCCUCCUCCUCCAGGUCCGCCGCCGCCGCCUGCAUUCAAGCCCACAGCGACCGGCGGCAAGGGAACAUCGCCGGCGAAGACCCCGGCGGCGCCGCCCCCGGCGCCGCCACCGGGGCCGCCGCCGCCGCCGCCGCCGCUGCCUGCUGGCGGCGGUCUUAAGGGAGCGGGCCCAGCCAUGAAGACACCGCCGCCGCCGCCGCCUGGCCCGCCGCCGCCGCCACCUCCAGCCCUCCACAUCAAGGCGGGGACGCCAACCAAGACCCCACCGCCGCCGCCACCGCCUCCGGGACCUCCGCCGCCGCCGCCACCGCCGCUCUCAGCUACCGGCAUCACCGCAGCCUCAUCCGGCCGAACGCCGCCGCCGCCGCCGCCGCCGGGGCCGCCGCCGCCGCCACCUCCCGUCAGCGGCAUCGCCAAGGCAACACCGGGCAAGGGCCCGCCGCCGCCACCGCCGCCGCCGGGGCCGCCGCCGCCGCCACCGGGCCUAUUCCACCUCGCGCCCAUUCGCACAACACUGACUGCAGCCGCCGCCGCCGCCGCCACCUCAGCUUUCGGCAGCGCCGCUAUGACGCCGCCAGCGCCGCCGCCGCACUCCGCAGCUGGCACGCCACAGGCGGCGCCGGCGGCCGCCGCCGCCGCCGCCGCCGCCACGCCCACCGCCCUCGCAUCCACAUCCGCCUGCUCCACCCCCACCCUGGGCCGCCUGCAUCAAUCCCACUCCCUCCCCCAGCCGCCCUCCCUGUCCCAGCCACCCUCCCUGUCCCAGCCGCCGCCGCCGCCGCCGCCUCUGGAGCGGCGGGCGCUGCACUGGGAGGCGCUGCCUGCCAGUGCGGCGGCGGCGGUGCUGGGACCGUCGCUGUGGGGCAGCCCACUCAUGCAGGCCAUCGUGCCCGUGUCGCUGCGCACCGGGGCCGACAAGCUCGCGCUCUUCGCCCGCAGCAGCAGCAGCAGUGCGGGCGGCGGCGGCGGUGGCGGCGGCGGCUUCAGGGCGGGAGGCGGCGGCGUGCGGGGCGCGGACGGGCGUGUGUGUCUGCUGGAUCCAGCCACAGCGCAGAACGUGCUAAUCAAGUUCGCCAAGGCCGCACUCAGCCCGGAGCAGCUGCGCACUGCCCUGGAGCGCAUGGAUCACACCGUGCUCACACCCACCAUUGUGCUGCAGUGUCUGGGCGGCUGGCCCAAGCCCGAGGUGCUGGAGCGAGUGCUCGACUGGUUGGCGGCGGACCCCGACAACACAACCACCAGCGGCGGCGGCGGCGGCGGCGGCGGCGGCGGCGGCGGCGGUGGCGGUGGCGGCGGGCUUGGCGGCGGCGGCGCCGCCGCCAGUGGUGCGCGGUGGCAGUCCCUGGGCGCGGCGGAGCGCUAUGUGGGCGUGUUGGGCUCUGUGCCGCAGGCCCGAUUGCGGUUGGAGGUGAUCAAGAUCAGGCACCAUUUUGAUGAGGACCUGGCCAAGAAGGGGCGGCUGGCGGCGGCGGUGGCGGCGGCGUGUGAGGGGCUGUGCGGCAGCUUCGCAUGGAGGCGGCUGUUGAGGGAGCUGCUUGCCCUGGGCAAUGAGGUGAAUCGCCACCGCGGCGCCCCGCCCGCCGCCGGCUUCCGACUGGCCUCGCUGCACCGCUUCGCCGAGUGCCGCAGCUGGGACGGGGCCUGGUCGCUGCUGGAGAUCGCUGUGGAGGGUCUGCUGCUGCGCCCCAGCGGCCGCCGCCACCUGGAGGCGCUGGCGGCGCUGGAGGAGGCGGUGGCGGCGGCGGGCGCGGUGGACCUCAAGGUGUUGUCGCACGACGUGUCGGAGAUGGACGAGCGCGGCACGGCGCGUGUGGCGCGCUUCCUGGACUGCCUGAGGGCGCAAGUGGAGGAGGAGCAGCGGGGGCCGGCCGGCCCUGCGCCCAGCAGUAGCAGUAGCAAUGGCAGUGCCGCUGCUACUGCUACUGCGGCUACUGCCGGCGGCAGCGGCGUUGGCAAUAAAUCCAUUCCGCCGCCUCCGUCGCCCAUUCCGCCGCCGCCACCUGCCGUCGGUGCCGCCGCCGCCGCCCUCCGCCGCAGCACUACGGGUGGCGGCGCCGCCGCCACCAGCGCCGCCGCCGCCGCCGCCACUGACAAUGCGACCUCGUCCGCCUUCGCCGCCGCUCGCGCCGCCGCAGUGGCCGCCUCCGGCUCUUCGGCUACCGGCGGCGGCGCCGGCGGCUCUUCGUCUGCCGCGGCGCUGCUUCGGGAGUGGUCUGAUCUGUACGAGCGAUGGCGGGCGGAGCACGAGCGCUUGAGUGACAGCCUGAGGGGGGCGCUGGCGGCGGUGCGUGAGGCGGCUGUGCUGCACUGCGAGCUCCGCGCCACGCCCGCCGCCACCGCCGCCGCCGCCUCCGCCGACCCGCGCGAGGCGGCGGGCGCGCCACGGGAGGUGCGCGAGUGGCCGUUCGCCCACGGCCGCACCUUCUUUGAGACCAUCAAGGGGUUCCUGGCGCAUGUGAAGCAGGCCGCUCUGCGCCUGCGGUCGCUCAUGGCUCGACAAGCAGCAGCCCGGCAGGAGGCAGCCAAGCGACUGGCAGACGCCACAGCAGCCGUGGCGGCGGCUACUGCCGCCGCCGACGCAGCGGCGGCAGUAGCAGCAGCCGCCCCUCCCGGCUCGGCGCGGGCCGGCGGCGGCGGCGGCAGUAGCAGCAGUGGUCGGCCGCCGCACCCGCCACACCACAGCCACAGCUGUAGCACCGGCGGCGUCAGCGCCAGCGCCCUCCGCCGCGGCGGCGGCAGUGGCGGUGGCAGCAAUGGCGGCGCGAUUACUUCUUACUCCUCCUCGCCGCUUCCGCCGCCGGUGCCGCUCACGCCCUCCACGCCCUUUGUCUCCCUGGACGGCAUGACAGCGGCUGCAGCGGCAGUAGCAGCGGCCGCACCCACAGGCGGGGCCGCUAUGUCCUCCGCCCUGCCACACGACCUCCAUUUUCACCUCCCACACCAACACCAACACCACCAACAGCAGCAGCAUGCGGACGCACGACGGCGGCGCUCCGCCCCCGGCUCCGCCGCCUCCACCCCCGGCUCCUCCCCGCCGCGCCUCAACGGCCACCACAACCACCACAACCAACACAACCAACACAGCACCAGCCAAAGCCACCUGCCGAACGGCAACCACCACAACCACCAAAACGAACUGUCCGACGGCAACAUCCAGCCCGAACACCCAUCGCACCAGCAGCAGCAGCAGCAACAGCAGCAGCAGCAGCAACACCACUUACAGCGGCGGGCGGACGUCUCGGCAGGACCGCACUCGCCGGCACCGGGGGCCGCCGCCAACCGCUGCAGCGACGGCGGCAGCACCACACCCCGCCACCACCACCACCAACACCACCAACACCACCCCGCAGCGGCGGCAGGUGGCGGCGGCGGCGGUGGUGCGGAUGGCACUGGCAGCACUAGUGGUGGCGGCGGCGGCGCUGGGAAUGGCAACUGCGGCGGACCCACCCCGGACGCCGCCGGCGGCUACACGGGGGGUAGCUGGGGCUCCGUGUGCCCGUCCGCGCCGGGAACGGGGGCGGGGGCGGGGACUGGGGUGGGGACUGGGGUGGGGGCGGCGGCCACAGGCCGUGCCGCGGCGUGUAGCAUGGGCGGUGCGGGCAGCAUCAGCGGCGCCGGCGCCGGCGGUGGAGGCGGAGGUGGAGGUGGAGGUGGCGUCUGGGCCACGCCCUCCGCCUGCGGCCCCGCCGCCGCGCCGGCUGCAGCAGCAGCCACCGCAGCGGCGGCCUCUACUCCGGAGCCGCCGCCGCUUGUGCCGCGGGCACUGGGCCCCGUGCUGGACCUGCUGGCGGCGGCUGCGGCGUCGUCAGCGGCGGCGGCGGAUACGGCGGCGGCGGCGGGCGCUCCCGACAGCUCCCCGCCGGGACCCCACAUCUCGCCGCAGGCCGCGGCGGCGGCGGCAGGCACGGAGGCGGCAGGGCCGGCGGGUCCGGCAGCAGCGUCGGCGGCGGCGGGGGCGGCUGAUGCGGGGGCGGCAGGGCUGGAGUGGGACCUCGCAGACGCGCUGUGCGGCGAGGCAUCGCUGUCGGGCUUGGGUGGCGGCUUGGGUUGUGGCGGCGCCGCCGCCCGAAACGACGGCGCCGGCGAGGCGGGGUAUGAGGAGGGCAAGUGCGAGGGCGAGUGCGACGACGGCUGGGGCUCCGAAUUGAGCAGCCCGUCCCGCACGCCACCGCCGCCAGCGCCUCAUGCGUCUGCCGCCGGGGCUGCAGGCGCGGCUGCGGCUGCAGCUGCCGCCGCGACGGGGGUCGACGACACGGCCGCCGCUGACGUGACCGCGGCCGCCGCUGCUGCUGUCGCGGCAUUGUCCAAGAGUGCCAAGAAGAAGAACAAGCGUAAGCAGAGGCGCCGGGCGGCGGCGGCGGCGGAGGCGGCGGCGGCGGCUGGUGGUGGGGCUGCUACAGCCGAGGCAGGGGCGAGUGCUGACGCGGAUGCUGACUCCGAUGCUGACGCGGACGUGCACGUGCUCGUGGGCGACGGCGGCGGCGCGGCGGCAGAGGCGGGCGGGCGGGAUGUGGUGAGGCGGCGGCGGACUGGCGGCGGCGGCGGCGGCGGCCACUGCCAGGCACCGGUUGCGCCGCCACCGCCGCCGCUGCCGUUUGCAGCCGGGGGCCCGGCCGCUGCCGCUGAGGUCUUGGCGGCGGGGGCGGCGGGAACGGCGGCUGGGGCGGCGGGAACGGCGGCUGGGGCGGCGGCGGGGCCAGUGGGCUCUGAGGCCGCAGCUGUGGCUGAGCCGGCUUCGGAGCAUGCAGCCGAGGCGGGCGCAGGCGUGGAGGCCGAAUCGGAGGCGGCCGAGGAGGCAGGGGAGGAGGAGGACCUAGCGUCAGAGGAGGAGGAUGAGCUGGAGGAUGACGGGCGGGUUGUGCCUCUUCCUCCGCUGCUGGUCCUCGACGCUGACCUGCUGUGGCGCCUGCCGACCCGGCUGCGCACCGCCGCACUGGGCCGACUGCGCCGUUCCGUAACAGCCGCGCGACCGCAGCAGCAGCAGGGGCAGCAGCAGGGGCAGGGGCAGGGGCAGCAGCCUGAGGCGGGGGUGCGGGUGGAGGCGGAGGUGGAGGUGGAGGCUGGUGGUGCUGGGGGCGAGGCUGAGGCUGAGGCGGGGGCGGGGGUCGAGGACGAGCCGCGAGAGGCUGCGGCGGAGGGCGGGCAGCAGCAGCAGCAGCAGGGGCAUCAGCAGCAGCAGCAGGGUCUGGGAGCGGACGAGCGGCUGCAGCUGCUGCGGCGAUACCUGCUGGGGCAGGGACCGGGACAGGGGGGCAGCAAGGCAGCGCGCUGGGCGCCGGUGGUAACGGCGGCCGCCGGCGGCAGCGCCUCCGGCGGCACCGGAUUCCAGCGCUACCGCAGCGGUCGGACGCAGUCGCAGCCACCCGCCGAGCUGGGGCUGUUGCUGGCCGAUGCUACUGCUGCUACUGCUGCUGCUGCCGGGGGUGCUGCUACUGCCGGGGGUGCUCCGGCCCAGCAUCAGGAGCAGCAGCAGGGGCAGCAGCAGGGGCAGGGCGGCGGCCCGGCGGUGAGUCUGGUGCUCACCAGCCGCCGCACGCUGCCGCAGCUGCUGCAGCGGGCCAGUGCGGAGGCGGUGCAGCUGCCGCCGCCCUGCGCGCUCAUCACCUCGGCGGGCGCCAUGAUGUGGCGCCGGGGGACGCCGACGCCGCGGCCUGCCCCACUGGCGCCCGCCGCCUCCCUCGGCCGUCGCUCCAUGCAGCUCCCCCGCUCCCACCACUUCAACAGCAGCCACCACAGCCACCACCAACACCGCCACCAGCACGGCACACACGGCGGCGCGGCCCUGCACCCUGCGCCCUCGGCACCCGACUUCUCAGCCGCUGCUACAGCCGCAGCCUCGGCAGUAGCAGGUGGGGUCGGGGCCGCCGGCGCGCGGACGGGUCCGGCCGUGUGCUGCUGGGCCUCCGCCAGUCCGUCCACACGGACCAGUGCCACCGGCGGCGGCGGCGGCGGCUGUAGCAGCGGCUGUAGCGAGGACGGUGGCGGCGCCGCCGCCGCCGCCGCCGGCGGUUGCGAUGGGGCCGCCAGCUUCUGGGAGCAGCAGGCGGCGCUGCAGCUACAGCUACAGCUGCCGUCAGCAGCGGAGGCUGAGGCUGUAGCAGGAGAGCCGGGCCGCGGCAGCCCUGGCGGCGGCGGCGGGGUUGCUGCCGCCGCCGCAGCUGCUGCUACAGCCGUUGGCAGCCCCGGCGGCCUGCACCGCAGCUACAGCUGGUGCCAACCCUCGAGCACUGCCGCCGCCGCCGCCGCCGCCGCCGCCGCCGCUACCACCGGAGCUGCGGCAGGGGCCGGGCCAGACGGCGGCCGUGAUGGCGCGGAUGGCACCCAGGGUGCCGGCCGGGGCGGCGCCGGCAGCGGCACCAGUAGCAGCUGCGGAGGCGGCGCGCCGCUGCCGCCGCGCCCGCGCCAAUCGGGUGCCGCCGCCGCCGCCGGCCGCAGCAGCAGCGACGGCGGCGGCGGCGCCGGUGCGCUGCUGGCCGCUGUCACCGCUGCGGAGGCGGAGGGCUGGGCCGCCGGGUCCGAGGCGGGGGCUGCGGCGGAGCCGGAUGUUCCGUGGCAGCAGUGGUGCCGACACGGCAACGACGAUGGCGAUGGGGAUGGCGGCGGCGGGCCCGGUGGUUGCGGAGCGCUGGAGGCCGAGGAGGACCCUCAGGCGCUGCUGUGGACGUGGGAGCCCGAGCCGCGCUGGCAGCAGCACCUGCAGCGGCCGGCGGGGGUGCUGCGCGGCGCGGCCGAAUGCCGGGCGCCCGAAUUCCACGACGAGGUGCGCUACGCGGUGGAGGCCGCGCGCGCCCGCCUGCCGCCGCUCAGCCUGGGCGGUCUGGCGGACGUGUGCCCCUACCACCUGUGCCUCCAGGUGGCGGCGCGGGAGGAGGCGGGGAAGCAGGAGGGGAGGCAGGAGGGGAGGCAGGAGGCGAAGCAGGAGGGGAGGCAGGAGGCGCGGCAGCGGCGUGGUGGUGGCCGGCAGCAGCAGCAGCAGCAGCGGCAGCAGCAGCUGCGGCAGCAGCUACUGCCGGAGCAGCUGCUGCCGGAGCAGGUGGCGGCGGCGCUGUUCGCGGAGCUGCGGAAGCUGUCGGUGCAGGUGCAUGUGGAGCUUCAAGACGACGACGAGCACACACACCUCAACGCCGCGGGCGGGGCUGCGCCCGCAGCGGGCGGAGCCGCCCGCGUGAACGACAGGGGCAGUAGCAGCGCCAACAGUGGCAGUAGCGGCGCCAACAGGGGCAGUAGCGGCGCCAACAGGGGCAGUAGCGGCAGUAGCAGCGGCGGCCCACGCUGGCUGCGGCUUCACUUGGUGCCGGCGGCGGCGGCGCCUCACCUGGCGGCGCGGUACGCCCUCCACCACGUCCUCGGCGUGGGGGCGGGCGUGGGCGUGGUGCCGAUGCUGGCAGCAGCAGCAGCAGGUAGGGGCGCAGGGGCAGCCGGGGUGGAGUCGACGGAGCCGAUGGAGUCGGUGGGGGAGGCGGAGGCGGCGGCGGCUGCACCCUGGGCGGCGGCGGGCGCCACGCAUGUGACCCGCCUGGAGCAGCUGCUGGAGCUGCUACAGCUGCAGUAGCUGUGGCGGUGUGGUGGCGGCGGCGGGCUGUAGCCGCGAGCUGAGGCUGUGGCUGGGAUGGGUGAGAUUGUUUUGACGACGAGGCUUCGGGACACGGAAUAUGGCGUUUCGACAUUGAAUGACGGCGAAGCAGCAUUGCCCUUCUUUCUACUAACCAUGGACACGCGGACCACAGCGUAUGCCCCAUGGACAUAUUGUUUUGCUAAACAAGCAAUGACAUGCCCGGCGGUACCUGACAUUUACUUUGACCAAGUUGUGACUUUCGCCAGAGCGCACACAACGUUUUGCAGUCCGUCACCGCCAAUUGCGUUGCGUAGGCUUUGGUGUGAGUAGCCGCCUUUGGUGGGUAGUCUCGUUAGCGAUUAGGCAGCUUGGACGAAACAAACAGCAAGCCCAGCAACAACAACAACAGCAGCAGCAGUCGCUAAUUCACGGGCGACAAUGCGCAGUACAUACCGGCACACACUCGAGUGGUAGUGCCCGCAAUACCGAAAAGGACGGCAGCGGGGUGAGGGGGAGUGGGAGGACGCAUGGUGACACGGUGCGUGACUGUGUGUGUGUGUGUGUGUGUCUUUAUGACAAGGUUUGCAGUCAGCUGUAGGCUGUGGAGAGUCGCAAAGCUGCAGGCCUGGCAGUUCAUGGACUUUUGAUGACAAAUGUGCCAGAGAUGAGAUGGAAACCGGCGUACCCAGGCCGCUAGAUGGGCCUGUGCGUGUGCGUGCGUGUGUAUGUGUGUGUAGGCACAUUGACGAAGCCCUAGGUGCUUACGGCCGCACUACGGUCCCGUCAAGACUUGAACAUGCGGAAUACUAGUAGGGUGAAAUAGCAAUAGUCAGAGGUGUAUUACCGCCAUUCGACCACUUCAGACACAGGACGAUCCCAGGACGUUACAGGACGGUAGUGGGCGAGGCGCACGGAAAGUCCGUAGGUCGAUGCAGUGUGUUGUGACGGGCCGUGCUUGACCUAGACACUGAGUAGGCAGGUGCCGGCGGUGGGCUCCAAACACAUUACACAGAGGCGGUUCGCCUGAACACACUUUGCGGGUGACAUGAGAUGCUGACGUGUCGUUGAAGCGGCGCGAGUGCUGCGCUGCAUGAUGUAGUGUGGUGUGCAUGUGCAUGUGUAUGUGCAUGAGGUGGAAGUAAAAGGGGGAGGUGUGUGCCUCCUAGCACGCCAGCGGGGCACGGCAUGCCGCCUGACGUGGCGUGCAAGGGUGCAAUGUGGCUUCAUGCGCAAUUCUGAGCCCGGAAGUCGGGCGGCUCCACGCAGGUGCAUACAGUUCAAAAUAGUGGACACGAUGAUCUCAAGUGAUGGACAAGCUGUAAUGAUGUACUUGCUACUCGGAGAGUCGGAGGCUCAAGUCUGGUGUCCGAACAAGCCGGGAGCUUCCAGAGAAGCUGACGUACCGCACUGGUGCACUGCCCCAGGUGCCCCGCUUUAGCGAGCAAGACCUGCUGGGUACGAUGUACUGCAAAGUCUGCAUUAGCAUGUACGCCGCAUACACACACCGUCAUACAACGGCUGGGGCUUGGGAGUUGGGUACGGCACGUCCGGAAAUCUUUGAAGCCCGAUGGUGAGGAGCGGCUGGCGCUGGUACCCCAGGGAGUGUGGGCCGGGCGCUGGCACCGUGGCGGCUUUGGGGGUGGCCGGUGGCCCCGGCAAAGCCUUAGUGCUGGUGGGCAGCCACGACAGCUCUAAUAAAUCAGAGCUCGCGCUCGACCCUUCGAGACAGAACUUCCAAUUGAGCAGGCUAUUACUAUCAUCUGCUCAAUUAGCGAGCUGGCCCCUGUAAUCUGCGCCUUCA
This is a messenger RNA of Chlamydomonas reinhardtii, 11619 nucleotides long. RefSeq lists its product as uncharacterized. The record is from RefSeq and is a predicted model, not a curated record. NCBI's taxonomy places the organism in Eukaryota, Viridiplantae, Chlorophyta, Chlorophyceae, Chlamydomonadales, Chlamydomonadaceae. The transcript is spliced from 20 exons. Bases 213 to 9815 code for a protein of 3200 amino acids.